AUGAAGUGGCAAGGCGCUAUUCACUCCCUCUUCAAGGGAUUCAGCUUUAAGCUCGUCUGUGCCGGACUCAGCUUCGGCCUGUCUGGCAUGUCGAGGGGACUCGACGAGGGCAUCAUCUCAACAACCGUCGCUCAGGAAUCCUUCAUCCACGAAUUCGACCUCCGUGCUGAAUAUCUCGAUGCCUCGCAGCAAGCGAAUCGUCUUUCGAAUAUCACCUCCAUGGUGCAUAUUGGCAGUAUCCCGGGCGCCCUGAUCGCGUUCUUCCUGUGUGAACGAAUCGGCAUGCUCUGGUCCAUGCGACAAUUGUGUGUUCUAUGGUUAGUAGGAGUGAUUGUUGUUAUCACAGCAGAUGGACGACUAGGCCAGAUAUACGCUGGACGAUUGGUGAUGGGCUUGGGCAUUGGACAGGCGGGGAUAGUGGCACCGACGUAUCUGGCAGAGAUUGCACCUCGACAGGCACGAGGAUUUAUGGUGUGUUUAUUUGGGAUAUCAGAGUAUAUUGGGAUCAUGAUUGGAUACUUUUCUGCCUGGGGUGCUGCACUGCAUAUCUCGAACCAUAGUUCAACCCAGUGGAUUAUCCCGCAGAGCAUACAGAUAAUCGUGGCAGGAUUGCUCUGCAUAUUCUCAUUCUUAUGCGAAGAAAGCCCUAGAUAUCUCUGCAAAAUCGGAGAUUGGGAAGACGCAAGAUGCGCCCUGGGAAGACUGUGGAAUCUCCCUCGCGAACAUCAUCUGGUCUCAUCAGAAAUCGAGAGCAUCCAGAAUCAGCUCGCGACGGAAGUGCAACAAAGCGCUGGCACAUCGUGGAUGAGUGCAUUGAAAGAGUUGUUUACUGUUGUGGCGAACCAAAAACGACUGCUGUUUGUUAUAUCAGAGCAGAUUGUGAGCCAGUGGUCGGGGGCGAAUUCCAUCACGACCUAUGCACCUGAACUAUUCGCACUAUUUGGCAUGACUGGACAGUCGGAGAAGCUAUUCACUACUGCCGUCCUCGGAGCAAUCAAAUUCGUUGCAUCCCUCCUAUGCGCCAUCUGCCUCAUCGACCACAUCGGACGAAAGCGGUCUUUGGUGUCGGGCAUUCUGAUACAGCAAGUGGCAAUGCUCUACAUAGCCAUCUACCUUACUGUCGAUCCAUCUACAGAAUCGUCAUCAGUCAAAAGAGCAGCUAUGGGAGCAGUCGUAUUCAUGUAUUUUGUUGGUAUUGGCUGGGCGAUGGGAUGGAACUCGAUUCAGUAUCUCAUCAAUGCUGAAGUCUUCCCACUGCGAGUUCGAGCGAUCGGGUCAAGCCUCCUGAUGUGCUUCCACUAUGCCAAUCGUUAUGGAAUAUCCAAGGCCGUCCCGUCGAUGUUACUCCAAAAUGCCAUGCAGCCCAAAGGCACAUUUUGGUUUUUCUCCGCCAUGACAUUUCUUGGCUUUCUGUGGACGUGGUUUCUACUGCCUGAAACAGCAGGACGGAAUCUGGAAGAAACAACGGAAUUGUUUGGUUGA
Molecule: messenger RNA, 1482 nt
Organism: Aspergillus wentii DTO 134E9
Lineage: Eukaryota; Fungi; Ascomycota; Eurotiomycetes; Eurotiales; Aspergillaceae
Exons: 5
Coding region: 1-1482 (493 amino acids)
Biological process (GO): carbohydrate transport; transmembrane transport
Cellular component (GO): membrane
Molecular function (GO): carbohydrate:proton symporter activity
Source: RefSeq, a predicted model, not a curated record